AUGGUUUCUACUGAAGCUGCUCGAACUGCAGUUGGUAUAAUAGGAAACAUCAUCUGCCUCUUCUUCUAUUUAUCACCAGUGCCAACUUUUGUGCGCAUAUGGAAGAAAAGGUCAGUAGAGCAGUACAUAGCAUUCCCAUACCUUGCAGCCCUAAUAAACUGUUUGGCGUGGACCAUCUACGGGCUGCCCAUGGUGCAGCCUGGUAGCAUCCCGGUCCUAACUAUUAGCGCCGCCGGGGUCGCGGUCGAGUCUGUCUAUGUUGUGCUCUUCUUCAUCUUCUCCGAUAAGCGAAAAAGGCUCAAAGUGCUUCUAAUCUUGCUCGUUGGCCUCUCAUUCAAUGCUCUUCUUGGUUGUCUGGUUCUUACGUUAGUUCAUACACACAAGAAGAGGUCCAAGAUUGUCGGCAUCAUAUGUGCCUCCUUUAGUGUUCUCAUGAACUUUUCUCCAUUGGCAGUCAUGAAACUGGUGAUCACGACAAAAAGCGUGGAGUUUAUGCCAUUCUACCUGUCCUUUGCUUCCUUUGUCAAUAAUGCUGCCUGGGUUAUUUAUGCUCUUCUCCGCUUUGAUUCUUUUGUCCUUAUACCCAAUGGCCUAGGCUUACUGUUUGGGCUGACCCAGCUGAUUCUUCAUGCUGUGUACUCUAAGUCCACAAAGGAACUGAUGGCAGCGAGGAAGGGGCCGAAGGGCAAAGAAGUUGAUUUGUCAGAUGAUGUUGUGGCUGAAGAACCGCCCAAGAAGAUCAUAGGCAUCAUCACUCCUGAGAAUGGUCCUGAUUCUGAUAAUCAUUAA
Morus notabilis is the source of this 789-nucleotide messenger RNA. RefSeq names its product bidirectional sugar transporter SWEET4. Gene Ontology annotation, biological process: carbohydrate transport. NCBI's taxonomy places the organism in Eukaryota, Viridiplantae, Streptophyta, Magnoliopsida, Rosales, Moraceae. The coding region runs from base 1 to 789 and encodes 262 amino acids. The transcript has 5 exons. The record is from RefSeq and is a predicted model, not a curated record. Gene Ontology annotation, cellular component: membrane. Gene Ontology annotation, molecular function: sugar transmembrane transporter activity.